This is a messenger RNA of Geosmithia morbida, 771 nucleotides long. Its product is annotated as Short-chain dehydrogenase. The transcript is spliced from 2 exons. NCBI's taxonomy places the organism in Eukaryota, Fungi, Ascomycota, Sordariomycetes, Hypocreales, Bionectriaceae. The annotation marks the transcript as partial. The record is from RefSeq and is a predicted model, not a curated record.
UCUCGGGAGAUAAUCUCGUCCGGCGGCAUCGCCAAGGCCAUCAGAGUAGACGUCCGUCACGAGGACAGCAUCAAAUCUCUCGUCGACGACACCAUCUCCACAUUUGGUCGUCUAGACGUCUUAGUCUACAACUCGGGCGCCAUCCAUUGGGGUCCUCUCCCCUCGACACCAUUCAAAAAGUUUCGUCUGAUGCAGCAGGUCAAUCCGGAGGGACUAUACGCCACCAUACAAGCAUGCUACCCUCAUCUCUGCCGCUCAUGCUCUGAAUCCGAGGGCAGCCGCAUCGUCGUCGUCAGCCCCCCCAUCUACAGCCGCUUCUUCCGCGGAAAGACUGCCUACUCGAUAGGCAAGGUAGGCAUGAGCGUCCUGACAAAGGGUCUGGCCGCCGACAUCGACCGGGACGGCAGCCUGCGCGGCAGGCUUUCCAUAUCGAGCGUCUGGCCCGCCGCGGCCAUCCAGUCGGCCGCCACGGCGCGGUUCGAGCGCGAAGACGCCACGUUGGCGUCCGAGCUUCGCAGGCCGACCAUCUUCUCCGACGCCGUGCGCGCCAUCGUCCGCGCCCCCGCCGGCCUCACCAACGGUGGCCUCUUCCUCGACGAGGACUUCCUGCGCCGCCACGCCGGCGUCACCGACUUCUCGGCCUACAGCCUCGUCCCCGGGACGAGCCCUCGACGUAUCAUGCCCGUCAGCUUACCUGAUUUGACUGUUGCCGAGCAGGAUGAUGAGGGGAGACGGUAUCGUCAUCAGAGUGGGCGGGUUGGUAAAUUGUGA